Molecule: messenger RNA, 384 nt
Organism: Candidula unifasciata
Lineage: Eukaryota; Metazoa; Mollusca; Gastropoda; Stylommatophora; Geomitridae
Source: the annotation of a GenBank genome assembly
GAGUCCAAGCGGUCAUUUUUGCAUAGUGUGGUCAAUGAAGGAGGAGACAAAGAGAAACUGACUAGUUUUGUCAAUUUCUGCGAGGACACCAUCUUUGAGAUGCAACAUGCCACUAGCAUUAGUGCUGAGGAACAGAGGAUUGCUGCCAUGAGGAGUGGAGCUGGCAACAUUGAUGGAGGAGUAUUGGAGCCUGUUUUGCUGCUGUACCGCUUCUUCAAGGACAUUUUGGCAGCAUUUUUGUCAUGCUUAACCUGGUCCAACUUGAAGCAAUCCUACCACACGUUCAAGUCAAUGACAUACUGGCAACUGUUCACUGGGUUCUUCAAAGUGAACUUCCGACUGGCCUGGUUUAUUCUGACUCUUGUAUUCCACAUCAGUUGGUGA